Messenger RNA from Monomorium pharaonis (pharaoh ant), 1191 nucleotides. Its product is annotated as odorant receptor 46a. Gene Ontology annotation, cellular component: plasma membrane. The transcript has 4 exons. Lineage: Eukaryota; Metazoa; Arthropoda; Insecta; Hymenoptera; Formicidae. The record is from RefSeq and is a predicted model, not a curated record. Gene Ontology annotation, molecular function: odorant binding; olfactory receptor activity. The coding region runs from base 32 to 1150 and encodes 372 amino acids. Gene Ontology annotation, biological process: sensory perception of smell; detection of chemical stimulus involved in sensory perception of smell.
UUUUUCACAAAAUUAAACUAGCUCUGAUACAAUGCAGCAUGUUCUUAAAUUGCCACGUACAAUUUUUAUGGUAUCUGGAUGUUUUCGACCACAGUCAUGGACAUCUUUAUUUAAACGAACAAUUUAUAAUAUCUACAAAUUAUACAUAAUUACCAUGUUAUACACGUUUACAAUAUUGCAAAUUAUGGACAUUGUUCUGUAUGUCGAUAAUACCGAUGACUUUACAAGUAAUUUGAAUGUAAUGAUAAAUGCAUUAGUUGCAUGCUAUAAAAUGUUUGUUAUGUCUGUAAAUUAUGAGAACAUUAUAGCGUUAAUUAAAUGCCUAACCGAAGAGCCAUUUAAACCAUUAGAUUCGGAAGAGAUAAAAAUUCGACGACAAUUUGACAGAAUAAUACGGAACAACACGUUACUGUAUACCGUUUCGGUAGUGAUAUCCGUCACAUUCGUCAUUUUAUCUUCACUAUUUACUGACUUUAGAUACAAAAAGUUAAAAUUUAGAGAAUGGAUACCAUACGAUUAUUCAUCUACUACAAUGUAUUGUUUUACCUACUUUCAACAAAUGUUAGGUGCAUGUCAUAGUGUUGUUGUAACCAUUGCAACAGAUAAUCUUAUGUGUGGAUUCUUAAUGCACAUAUGUUGUCAAAUUGAGAUCUUGGAAUAUCGCCUGAAAAAAAUUUUGAACAAUCGACUUACUCUGGGUUACUGCAUACGCCAUCAUAAUCAAAUUUUUGAGUUUGCACAGAUAAUAAAUUUAAAAUUUACAAAAAUAAUUGGAUUUCAGUUUUUGGCAAGUACAAUGGUAAUGUGCUGCAAUUUGUAUCAAGUGACUAAAUCAAGUUUGAACGCAAAUAAUUUGUGGCUAAUCAUGUUCACAAACUGCAUAUUAACGCAGAUAUUUAUUUAUUGCUGGUUUGGGAAUAAAGUAAAAUUAAAGAGUCUCCAAUUGAUAGACAGCAUUUUUCAAAUGAAUUGGCCAAUUCUGGACAAUAGUGUUAAGAAGAGCUUAGUGAUAAUUAUGAAACGUGCAAUGAUACCAAUUGAAAUAUCUACUAUAUUUAUCCUCACAUUAAAUUUGGAUUCCUUUGUAGCGGUUAAUAUAAAAACAUUUUUAAAUAAAAAAGCAUUUAUAAUAAAAUUUUAUAAUAAAUAAAUACCUAAUAAACUUUAUUAUUUCUGACAUUCCAAAAAUAU